GGAACACGGUUCCUUUUGUCAAUGUCAAAUCAAAAUAUAAGUGACACGUAAUUUCACAUAAUUAAAUUUGCUUUUUGUGACCUCCAAAUGUGAAAAUUCACGUUAAAUUUUACAUGUACCGAUCAUUUAUACCGCGGCAAUAUGUCCGAUAAAGGUUUUGGUGAUCAUAUAAACAGGGGUGUUGUGAAAAAUCCAUUAUUGUCUAGUGCUGUAACAGGGCUUUCUAUCGAAGAUUUGACGCACAACACGGUGUUGAUUCCCGCGGUACCGAGUCAAGAACUGAUCACAAGACAAGAUAAACAAUGCGGGCCCCAAACAGCUACCUUGGCGAACACCACCCAAAAUAUAUCAAACUUCCCAUCUGGCGACGCUAAUUCGAACCCGCUUCCACACAACCUUUUCACGAACGUCAAUUCGAACACGUCACAUGUAAAAAAAGAUUCGCAUAACAAUGAAAUUAAAGAAACAACAACAACGUCCACUCAAUCGAAGGCGUCCGCGAAGGCGGACGAUGAUUUCGAUGUGAACGAGUACUUUGCGCGUUUGCAAGGUUCACGAUACGUAAGCGCACCGUUGAGCAGUAUUAUGAAGGAGGAUCAGAACGCAAACUUACAGGCGGUCGAGGAACAUCUGGAAGAGAUAAAUUUGAACGAGCCCGAGAAAGUGACUGAGGACGUGCAACACAGUCUCACGGCGGAUAUUGCGCAGAAUUUCUCGCAGCUACCUACGGUGUUGCCUCAAGUAGCGAGCGCGGUGUUCAGCUCCUUUUCGAAUAUGCUAAGCAUGAAGAGCAGAGAUGCACCGGACGUGGGUCAUGUGUAUAGAGGGGAGGAUAGCGUGCCGCCGGGGCUGCCGCUGGGGGUGCCGGAUGCGCCGAAGAGUGUGGCGCCGCCGCCGCUAAAGGAACCGCCGGCUGUUGGUACAGGAAAUUAUCGCAUCACAACUAAGAAGAAAGUCUACGCUCAAAUACCGGGUUUGACUGGCGAAGCACAGAUAAUACAGUACAACCCAACUCAACAAACGGCAUACACAACCCCACAGAACAUAUACAGCCCACAGACUGAACAGGGAAUUCAGUUAGGGUAUACCACAGAUGCACAAAACACACCCCACAGUGCCGCUCAAGCAGUCAACCAGUCGCCAUACUUCGUUCCCGAAACAUUAACAUCGAGUGAUAAUAAUAUUGACAUUCACAAACAAGACACUAACGCUGAGAAGAAGGAAUCAGUUUAUAAUUUCUUUUCACCUGUAUCCGAUACAAAAUCAAGCCAAGAAUUACAGUUUGAGACUGUACAACCUAAAACGGAGGGCGUUGUUCCUCAAACGAUACAAAGCACAGCGAAUGCGAAUCAGAAUUUCGAGCCGGAUGCGUCGAUGACAUUUAAACCGAUACAAUCAACAACAGCUCAAAUUAUCCCACCACCGCCGAUGUUUUCAAAUGUACCGCGUGGUGAUGGCCAAGCGUCGGUAGAAAGGACAAUACUGCCGCCGUCGGUUGCGAGACGGAUAUCAGCGAAACAACCGACAACGAACCCUCAAACACCGCCGAUGAACGUACAGGGGAAUAUUUUUGUGCCUACAUUUGAUACGUCCCAAGAAUACAACUCGAAUGUACAACCCGAGACUCAACUAUCGCAAGGAAAUGUGUCUACACUGAAUUUUAACAGUUCUAAUGAUGCAAAGUUACCACCAAGUAGUUUAUUCCAAACACAUAAAACCAUUAGUGGAACGGAGUCUGUGCCGCCGCUGAGCUCUUCGUUAGAUAUGCACAUGGAGUCAAAAACUUACAUCGCACCUCCCCAACAGGGGACCUUCAUGCAAACGAACGUAUCGCAAAAGAAUUGGCCAGGAACGUUAAACAUUCAACAAGCUCCUAAUUUAGCUUAUCCUCAAUCAACUUUAUCGGAAGCAACUGUACCCUCUGAACCGAAAUCUGAAUCAGGACGCAUUGUACCACAAGUCUCUCAUUCAAUUGCAACAUUUUCAUCAAAUAGUACACCUUCAUAUCCUCCGUCAAUACAACCACAAAAAGCUGAAACACAAGAACAUGCAUCUUCGUUAAUACCGCAAUCUCUUGCAGUCGCAAACCCGUCUCUAUCAGUAUUAAAUGAACCACCACCGCUUUUCUAUGAUCCUACAAAGAUGUCGCAACAAAAACCAGAAUUAGAAAAGACGCUUCCACCAACUGCACCUUCAAAUGUAAAUCAGUAUUUUAAUCAAAAUCCCACAUCGUCAGAACCGCCAAAAACUGUGAUCGAACCUCCUAAAAUGACUGGAAAUCUCAAUCUUAGAAUGACGAAGAAAAGACCUCAGUACUAUUCAGGUCCUAUCGAAGGCAUCGGCAGUAUAAGUAAUAAUAUUAAACCUACAUUGAAUCCCGUUCAGUCUAAUUCUUUUCAAGGUGCACUGUUCACUCCGAGUCAAGAAAUAACUCAGGACGUAGCGGAUACACAACGCAAUAUACCUAACAAUCCCAGUGUCGAUGCAUCAACUCUAUAUGAUAGCGCUAAUGUUGCAUCACCAUAUAGCCAUCCAUCAAUACAACCAUUACAACCUUUUCAAACAAAUUAUAACACAGUUUUUGACUUAAGCCGACCAACGACUGAAAUAUAUGAACAAUCUCCGCCAAAGCUAGACCCGGAGCCAGCUAAAGGAUUCGGUUUACUUGGAUCUUUAAAAUCUAAGCUCGGCUCUAUUGACAUCAAUAAGAUUCAAAACACUGUAACAACAUUCUUCGAUCCGGCUUAUAAUGAAAGUAAAGGAGAAACCAUUUACAAGCAAGAAACCGCUUACGCUCCGCAAACGUAUGGCAAUGACUAUUCAAAAGACAGCACCACAUUCGAUAUUUUCGUUGGAGAUUACAAUAGAAUGCAACCAAGUAAUUAUCCGGCCAAUUAUUAUAGUUCGGAAUUUCAAAAUGCCAAUUUUAACGUACAAGAAUCAAUGAACGAACAUAAGGAUGUAAAACAAUCUGUAAUGGAUAUUGCCUGGCGUGAUACAUCUUCUGCUUAUAUAGAACAAAGUGAUGUUCAUCACCCGAGUUACAGCCAAGCUAAUUUAAACACAGUAGGAAGCACAAUCGGAUCCGGUAUUUCCUCCCUGAAGACUACAACCGAAACACAUACUACGUUUAAAAAUGAUUUCAAUAACUAUGCAACUUUAGAUUAUUCUAAUGUCACCACAACAAACUCACAAGCCACGGCACCUUAUAUGGCUGAAAAUUUGGUAAAAAAGAAUAGCGUACCUAUGUUAUCAUCGGUGCCUAAUAUAAACAACCCACUGAGUCUGUUUAGUGCACCAUUUGUCACUACCGAACCCACACCUUUGGAUGACAAGAUAGUUGAAAGUGUGACCAAUUUGGUGUUAAAUUCUACUCCACAACCGUCCGAUGAUAUUCAAACAGGUUAUCCGGAAACUAUAGAAAACCCGAUAAGUGAAUUGCUUACUAAUCCACCAAUUGAAAAUACAUUCAAACUGUUCGAUUCGCAUCCAUUGCUUCCAUCUGAUGAAAAUGUUGUUUCUGAAAAAACUUUUAUAAUCAAAGACGAAAUUGAUCCAGACUAUGAUAUAACAACGCAAAAUUUAUAUGACAGUUUUGAAGAUAGUCCCAUACAUGAUGUAAAGACGUCAACAGUUGAGAAUAAUUUUAAUAUACUGCACAGUGAUGUAUCAAAAGACACGAAGGGUAAUGAUACAUUAUUUAAAUAUUUUGAAAAACCAACAUCAGGAUCAUCGGCACAUUUAUUUGAAUUUUCGAGUCUGACUACGAAUAUGCCUCCAAAUGUUCAGACAUUUGAUGAACUAAGCGCUGUUAAAAAUAAACUUGAAAGUUUAGCUUUACACGAAUCUCAGAACAUAUUGAGUGAACCUGCUCAAGAAUAUGCUAAUGUAGACGAAGACGUCUCUGAAUUAAACAUUUGUGUAACAUGUAGAGAAGUCGCUAAGCCCGAUGAUAGAGAAGAAGUGGAAGAUCUGACGACGCAGUUAAUUGAAAACAUAACAGCACCAAUUCAACUAUUGAAUCCCGUUGGUGCUGUUCUGCCUGAAAGUGAGCACGGACAAGAGGUUGGACAAACAUCAACAAUCGAUCCGCUCAGUGAUAUAGCUCAUAUCACUGAAGAAGUAAUAGAUGAAAUACCCAUACAUACAGUUGCAGAGCUUCUAAAUGAUGUUAAUAUUGAUGGUACUAUUCCAAACUAUGGGUGGAAUACAGCCGAUAUAAAUGAUAUACUUAAUACCAAUGCUCUAGUUGAACACGAUUACAAUCUUCAUCCUGAUCCAAACGCCAUAGGAUUUCUCCAAAAUAAACCAUUAUUUUUUGAGAACAUACCUAACAAUGCGAGUGAUGAAAUUAAAGCUGAAUUCAAACACUCCCACGAAGAACCGGCAGUUAUUCCUAGACCAAUUAACAUACCUGCUGCACCUGAAGAAGAUAAUAAAUCAGACGAGAGCGGCUUAGACGUUCUAUCCAUUGAGCAAGAUGCCAAAAAAGACUUUCCAAUUUACGACGAUUUCGUUAUCGAGCCCUCUGAAACUGACGAUGACAAAAUUGAAUGUAUGGAACGUGAAAAGAGUACGGAAGAGUUCGUUUCAGAAGUAGAUACAUUCACUAAUAGAGUUGAGAGAUUCAAGCAAAUGGAAACUGUAGAGACUGAUGAUGUGUUCGAAGCGCAAGCGGUAAUCACUACGCCUCCAGCUAUCCCUUCUACCACCAGUCCAGCUAUAACUAUUGCGUCAUACUUCGAUACUGGCAAUUACGCUGUCGAAAAUCACUAUAGAAAUUCUCUUACAUCACCCACAGGGUUACAGUCUUACGCAUCUCUGCCCACAACAAUGCGAAUACCGCCAGGCUUCGAAAAGGAAUAUCAAAGACGACUCAGCGGCAUUUCAAAGGACGUACUGCCUGAUACGUUUCAUGAACAGCAGAAACAAGUCCCUGAUACUACAACUCAAACAAGAGUAUCGCCAACUGUAACCUUCACACAACCGCCGGUCACGCAUUCGAAUGUAACACACAUAUGCAGCGCUACAAUGAAACCAACUCUAGCUAUAGAAACGAUCCUAACUAAACCAAUUGAAGAACCGAUUCUAGCUGAUGUCGAACGACUACCCGCGUUCUCCAGCCUCACCGGCCAAACUGUAGAAGUUAAAGAGGAAAACGUUUCGAAAAUAACUAAUACACCAAAAGCAGAAGAUCAAUCUUUGCCGGACCCUAUGAAUUUCUUCGCCUCGGACGCUAGCGCAUCAAACAAAGAUGACGAUUAUAAUAACUACAGUAGACUGUCCAGUUAUUUCGCAUCACCGCCAAAAUCGGACACCGCGAAGUCUUUUUUUGAAUUAAGUCAGUCUCAAAACCAUUAUAGGCAUUCCGCCGUGGAAAAUAGCGUUCGCAAUUUCUUCAAUCCCAAAACAAACGACACGCACAACGAUUCACACGAAACACAAAACAGAUAUAGAACAAACAUGGAUUUAAUACGCGAUCUGGCCAAUUACAAGGAUCCAUCGCCUAAGGACGAUGUAGUUAGGACGGUUAAUUAUUUCACUGUAGAAUUCGAUAUAAACAAAUCAAACGAUACGAUAGGCGAACCCAGCGCGGCCGUUAAAAUCACAGACAAAGACGUUAAUAGAAUACAAGGGGAUAGUAACUCACGUAACGACGAUCAAAAUGAGAUAGUGAGAAAAUGUAAAAAUUGCUGUAACCCGAGCGCGGGGCGUUUAGUAGAUUUAAAUUUGGAUUGCGUUGAUUGUAAAUUUAGGAAGUGCAUGGAUAUAAGCGAGGGUAGAAAGGAAGAAGUUAAUAUGGAUGAUGUGAAAAGUGACAGGCUGAACCAGAGGUUGACGGUUAAUUUUAUGGAACAGCAUUUGCGAGAGGAGUCGGAUGACGGUGUUGCUAUAUUGUCUGAGAGCCGCGCAACAACCGAAUAUUCACCGGUGAAGCACCACUGGUUCUAUCGCGUGGACAAGGAUGGUAACUCUAUAUGGAGGGGCUUCUCGGUGGCUGACUCUAUGGCGUUGGAAAAUGCUUUUAACAGUCCCGAGCUGACGGACGAAACCCUAGUGGCGACCGAUGGGGGACGAUAUGACGUCAAUGUGAAGGGACGCCUCCGUAUGCCGGUCUACUGGAGCGAGAAGCCGAGCAAUGUUAGACGAUGCAGCUGGUUCUACAAAGGCAACACGGAUGCGAGAUAUGUUCCUUAUACGGAACCAGUUGCCGAGCAGCUAGAGGAGGAGUACCGCCACGGCGUCACCACCGGCGAGUGGCACCGCCGGCUGAUGCUGCCCAAUAGCGAGCUGGUGGUGAUGCACGGGCCGGCCGUGAUGGUGCACUUCCUGCAGACCGGCGACAGCUUCAGCAGCAGCCCGUCGGCGAUGCGGCCGCGCGUGGUGCGGCGCGGCUGCGUCGAGUCGGAGAUCGAGGACGCGGAGCCGACGCGCGCGGACCACCUGCUGCUGCUGUGCCACGGCGUCGGCUCCGCGUGCGACAUGCGCAUGCGCGCCGUCGAGGCGGUCGUUAACGACUUCCGUACGACGAGUCUACAAUUGCUGCAGUCGCACUAUAAGAAUUCAUACGACAGCGGUCUGGUUGGCAGAAUCGAGGUGCUGCCGAUCUCGUGGCACGGCCGCCUCCACUCGUCGGAGACGGGCGUGGACGCUCGGCUCGCGAACGUCACGCUGGACAGCAUCCCCUGGCUGCGCGGCUUCGCCAACGACACGCUGCUCGACGUGCUGUUUUACACCAGCCCCGUGUUCUGUCAGACGAUAAUAGACACAGUGUGCAGCGAAAUGAACAGGAUAUACCACCUUUUCAAAAAGCGCAAUCCGGAUUUCGAUGGGGGCGUUUCACUCGGCGGCCAUUCGUUGGGCAGCGUCAUAUUGUACGACCUGCUUGGUCAUCAGGCACCUGAGAUGUCAUCAGAAAACGUAACGGAGAAGUCGUACGUGGAAGGCUACGCGGGUACAGGACAGCCAAUGGUGAAAUAUCCUAAGCUAGACUUCCAUCCAGAUAUGCUGUUCGCCCUAGGCAGCCCUAUAGCCAUCUUCGAAUGCAUUCGCGGCGUGGAGUUGCUGGGGGAGCAGUUCUGCCUGCCGACAUGCAAGAAUUUCUUCAACAUUUUCCACCCUUACGACCCAAUCGCUUAUCGACUCGAACCAAUGAUAAACCCAGUGCUGAAAGACGUGAAACCCUAUUUGAUACCGCACCACAAGGGCAGGAAACGUAUGCAUUUGGAACUGAAGGACACGAUGACGAGAUUCGGCGCCGACAUCAAGCAGAAGCUGAUCGAGUCCAUAAAGAGCACGUGGUCCAGCAUGUGGAAGACGCAGCCGCCGUCCAGUGACCAGCUCGAGAAGGUUGUCGAAGAAGAGAUGGAGAAGGAAGAGUUGGCGGAAGAGUGCAAAGAGGAAGUAGGCGAAGAGCCGCAGGCGACUCCCGAAAUGCUGGGCCGCCUGAACGACGGCCGCCGAGUGGACUACGUGCUGCAAGAGGCCCCGUUCGAGAUGAUCAACGAAUACCUGUUCGCUAUGACGUCCCACGUGUGCUAUUGGGAGUCGGAGGACACGAUCCUGUUGAUCCUGCGCGAGAUCUACUCGUCGCUGCGCGUGGAGCCCGACUGCAGCCUGCCGCAGCGCAGCCUCACCGUGCAGCGCACGCGCAUCGCUAGCGAUGGUGUUACAGUAUCGAGUUCUAUAGAAUCACCUUCCACCAGCCGCGGCGCAACAUAACAGUUUUUAAUAAACCCACGACCAAACAUACAUUACAAAAAAAAAUUAGGAAAAUUUAUUUCUUAAAUGUAAUAAAAUUUAUGACUUCAGUAUGUCUAUUAAUGUUUUGUAGUUAGUUAGUGUCAGUUUUGCUAUGAAUAUAUCUGUUUCGCUCUAACUCAAUACAACUUGUAUAUAGGCAUCCCUUUCUAACUGAAUUUUUCUUGUGUGUAAUUGAGAAAUAUAGAUAUGUGCAUUUAUUUCUUUCGUGACAAAUUUCAUCCGAUGUGGAUGAGCCGUUUCGGAGUUAAAAAAACUGACACAGACUAGAGUUUGAACUAAGGUACGCGAAAAUUCAAUUAUGCUUUGCGUAAUACUCAAUAAGAUGAAGUUCAGAAAUAUUCAAAAAUAAAAUUUGUGAAAGCAUUAACCGACUACGGAAAAACGCGUUCUCAAAGAUUAACCAAAUUGUUUGAUGUGUUUGCUUUUUUGCAAAAGAUUUUUUUUUAUAUGGAUUUUUUAAUUUAAUAAUAAUGUUGAUACAUCAAUUCAACUUAUAGUAAAUAUGUUAAAAUUUAUUGUUCAAUACAUUCCUAACCUAUAAAAGAUUUGGGAAGAAAAAAUACAUAUUACAAUAUACAGAGACACAACAAAUAAUUAUAA
Molecule: messenger RNA, 8364 nt
Organism: Zerene cesonia (dogface butterfly)
Lineage: Eukaryota; Metazoa; Arthropoda; Insecta; Lepidoptera; Pieridae
Gene: PAPLA1
Exons: 20
Coding region: 142-7722 (2526 amino acids)
Cellular component (GO): COPII-coated ER to Golgi transport vesicle
Molecular function (GO): metal ion binding
Source: RefSeq, a predicted model, not a curated record